Messenger RNA from Camelina sativa (false flax), 319 nucleotides. Lineage: Eukaryota; Viridiplantae; Streptophyta; Magnoliopsida; Brassicales; Brassicaceae. The record is from RefSeq and is a predicted model, not a curated record.
GAAUAAUAGUAAAAAAGUCACUUUCAUUUGUUAUCUCUAAUUUACAAAGCAUUAGUAGCUUUCAUUUGUUGUGAUAUUGAUCAUGGCCAAAAUAUCAUGUUCUUAUUAUUUCCUCAUAAUCAUGCUUGUGUUCUCAGUAUAUUCAGCGGUUGAGAAAGCUAAGGGAAAUCUAUGUACUAAAAUCAUCAAUCCAGAAACUCCAUAUUGUGACCUUGUUGACUGUCGUCUAAACUGCUAUAUGGGAUACAAUGGAGUUGGAAAAUGUUUGAAAACCAAACUUGGUAGAGAUCCUAAAUGUGUUUGUACUUAUAAUUGUUAA